Chelonus insularis is the source of this 844-nucleotide messenger RNA. It is a transcript of the gene RpL23A, whose product is annotated as ribosomal protein L23A. The transcript is spliced from 4 exons. Gene Ontology annotation, cellular component: ribosome; cytosolic large ribosomal subunit. Gene Ontology annotation, molecular function: rRNA binding; structural constituent of ribosome. The record is from RefSeq and is a predicted model, not a curated record. NCBI's taxonomy places the organism in Eukaryota, Metazoa, Arthropoda, Insecta, Hymenoptera, Braconidae. The coding region runs from base 67 to 777 and encodes 236 amino acids. Gene Ontology annotation, biological process: translation; ribosomal large subunit assembly.
CUCAAAAUGGUCUCUAAAAAGAUCUAAACUUGAGUUCCGGUUGAUUGUUCGAUCUUUUCCUACAAAAUGGCUCCGAAACCAAAGCCUACUGAGAAAUCAGGUACUAAAACUACUGAAAAAAAAACUGAGAAGAAAUCAGAAAAAAAAACUGCUGCAACUACUGCAUCAACAUCAAAGGUAACCAAACCUGCAGCCUCAACAUUGAAAAAACCUCCUGUAGUUAAACCUACAACUACGAAACCCGCCGCAACUAAGCCUGCAAGUAAACCAACACCAAAACCAGUAACGGCUAAACCUAAGGUGGUCAAAAAUGCUCCAACUACGAAGAAAACUUCUAAAGGAGGCAAAACUGCACCUAUUCAAAAGGCUCUUAAAACUCAAAAGAAGGUCUUAAAAGGUGUUCACGGAUCCAGAGUACGUAAAAUACGAACGUCUGUCCAUUUUCAUCGUCCAAAGACGUUCAAACCACCCAGAAAUCCUAAGUAUCCGCGUAAAUCCGUUGCAAAUCGAAACCGAAUGGAUGCUUACAAUAUUAUCAAGUAUCCAUUAACGACUGAAGCAGCUAUGAAAAAGAUUGAAGACAAUAACACGUUGGUCUUUAUUGUUCAUACUCGAGCUAAUAAAUACCAUAUUAAAGCUUCAGUUAAAAAAUUAUAUGAUAUUGAUGUUGCAAAGGUGAAUACAUUAAUUAGACCUGAUGGGAAGAAGAAAGCGUACGUACGUCUAGCUCGCGAUUAUGAUGCUCUAGAUGUUGCCAAUAAAAUUGGUAUCAUAUAAAUGGAUUUUAUUUUAUACGUGUACAAAAUCUCUUCAAAAUAAUAAAAUAUUAAAUAAAUUAAAAAAA